GGAAAAGAAGAGAAUAGAGAGACAGCAGCACCGACCUUCUCAGCCUUCUUUGCCUCCAGUGCUUUCUCCUGUCUUUGCUCUCAGUGAAGAGGAGUUCCUACGUAUAGGCUCGGAUCAACACGUAAACAGGGAUGUUGGCUCGCCUAUCGUGCGGCGGCCUGCUGCUGCUGCUCUCGCUCUCCGCUCUGACGGCGCAGGACGUGAGGGUGCGCCUGGCCGGGCAGAACCGCCGCGGGCCCAACGAGGGCCGCGUGGAGGUCUUCUACAACGGGGCGUGGGGCACGGUCUGCGACGACGAGGUGGACCUCCACCUGGCCAACGUGCUGUGCCGCCAGCUGGGCUUCGAGCGCAGCUUCACCUGGGCGCACAGCGCCAAGUUUGGCGAGGGCGAGGGUCUGAUCUGGCUGGACAACGUGCACUGCAGGGGCACGGAGCUGUCCAUCGCCGACUGCCGCUCCAACGGCUGGGGCAUCAACGACUGCACGCACGCCGAGGACCUGGGGGUCAUCUGCAGCCCCGAGCGGAGGCCUGGGGCCCGGGCCGACCCCGACGGGCAGGGGCCCCAGGCGCCCCCGCCCUUGGAGCAGCCCGAGCGCCCCCCCCCUCCGCCAACGGCUCAGCUGUCCCCCUCCCCUUCCUCCUCGUCCCGGAGGGGCCACGAGAUCGCCCUCAACCGCAGCCCCUCGGCGCCGCGCGGCUCCAGCUCGCCGCGGAGCCAGGGCCACCAGAUCCAGAUCCUCCGGCGGGGCCCCGGGCAGUCGGGGGCCGCCCCGCCCCAGGGCCACCAGCUGCCGUCCCGUCUGGGGAACGGGGCGUCCUACAGGCAGAGGACGGACCCCGGGAGGAGCGGCGGCCCGGAGAGGCCGGGGAACAGGGCCCCCGGGAACCACAUGGAGCCAGAGGCUGGCUUGACUGACUUUGGUCUGGAGACGGACGGCCCUUACACUCAGACUUCCGUGAGGCUGGAGGAGGUGCGCCUGCGGCCGGUGAUGUCCGGCAGACAGGGCGGUCUGGUGACAGAGGGCGUGCUGGAAGUGAAGCAUGCUGGGAGAUGGCGUCACGUGUGCAACCAGGGCUGGGACCUCGGCGGCAGUCGGGUCGCCUGCGGCAUGCUGGGAUACCCCGCCGCCGUACCGCUGGACAUCAACCCCUACCGGAAACUGUGGGAUUCCAAGAUUGCUGACCCAUCCUCAAGGCUGCGGGCGCUCUCCAGUAAGAAGGGCUACUGGGUGGAGAGGGUGCAGUGCCAGGGGGCCGAGGCAUCCUUAGCCCAGUGCUCGGCCCAGCUCUCCUUCUCCCGCAGCGACACCCCCUGCCCAGGGGGGAUGCACGCCGUGGUGCGCUGCGUCCCUGGAGCUCAGUUCGCCAACGCCGGAAGACCCUCGAGUGUUCAGGCGGUGGUGCGUCUGAAGGCCGGCCCGCGGCUUGGGGAGGGUCGCGUGGAGGUGCUGCGGGAGGGGAAGUGGGGCUCGGUGUGUGACCACCUCUGGGACGUCCCGGCGGCCAGCGUGGUGUGCAGGGAGCUGGGCUUCGGGACCGCCAAGGAAGCCCUCAGAAGAGCCCAGCUCGGGCAGGGUUCUGGUCCCAUUCACAUGAACAGCGUUCAGUGUACCGGCCGGGAGCAGUCCGUCAUGGACUGUACCUUCAGAGAGGUGCCACUCUACAGCUGCAAACACAACCAGGACGUGGCGGUCCGCUGCAACGUCCCCAACACCGGCCUGCAGACCACGGUGCGUCUUGCGGGGGGCAGGGAGGCUACAGAGGGCCGUUUGGAGGUGCUGAUGGAGGUGGGGGGGGUCAAACGCUGGGGGUCCGUGUGCAGUGAGAACUGGGGACUCAACGAGGCCAUGGUGGUCUGUCGACAGCUGGGAUUCGGCUUCGCAUCGCGGGCUCACCAGGAGACCUGGUACUGGCCCGGGACCCCAGACGCCGGGGAGCUGGUCCUGAGCGGGACCCACUGCGACGGCUCUGAGAUGUCCGUCCAGCGGUGCCGACGCAACACCAACGUCUACUGCCCCAGAGGGGGGGAGGGACGCGCUGCUGGGGUCACCUGUGUGGAGACGGCCCCUGACCUGGUGGUGGACGCCCAGCUGGUGCAGGAGACGGCCUACCUGGAGGACCGGCCCCUCCACCUGCUGACCUGCGCCAACGAGGAGAACUGCCUGUCGUCCUCGGCCUCCCGCAUGGCCUGGCCCUACGGCCACCGCCGCCUGCUGCGCUUCUCCUCCCGCAUCAUGAACCUGGGCCGCGCCGACUUCAGACCCAGGGCCACCAGGGAGUCCUGGACCUGGCACCAGUGCCACAGGCACUACCACAGCAUCGAGGUGUUCACCCACUACGACCUGCUCACCCUGAACGGGACCAGGGUGGCUGAGGGCCAUAAGGCCAGCUUCUGUCUGGAAGACACCUACUGCCCUGAAGGAAUGCAGAAGCGCUUCUCCUGCUACAACAUGGGCGACCAGGGCAUCUCCGUGGGCUGCUGGGACACCUACCGGCACGACAUCGACUGCCAGUGGGUGGACAUCACGGAUAUUCGCCCUGGUGAAUACAUCUUCCAGGUGGAGGUGAACCCGUCGCUGGACAUGGCCGAGUCGGACUUCAAGAACAACGUGAUGCGCUGCCGGUGCAAGUACGACGGAGCUCGGGUCUUCAUGUUUGGCUGCCAUGCAGCUGAUUCGUACAGUCCCGGAGCAGAGGACCUGUUUGAUCACCAGCGCCAGCUCUCCAACAACCUGCUAUGAGUGAAGAAGUCUCAGAACUCAGAGCCAAACAAAUGAAACCACAUGUCAAAAUAACACGCAACGGAGAAGGAAGGACAAGAGAAACCCACAAUGUCUCCCGCGAAAUUGUUUCUUAAUAUUCCUUUUGGGAAGAUAUUAAUGAGAUGGGGGGUGAAAGGGUUAAUUCAAAAGGGUCAAAUUGAGAUUCCCUGGGCAUCCCCUGGAGACAGAGUGAGUGAGUGAAUGAAUGAAUGAAUGAAUGAAUGAAUGAAUGAAUGAAUGGGUGGAUGUAUGGAUGUAUGGAUGUAUGAAUAAUGCAAGAAACGUCAGAAAUUAACAACCACAGGAAAGAGGGUGUUUUGAGAUGAAAGCAAGGCAUUUCAAGUGUCAAAAUUGGUAGUAAGAACAAGUUUCAACUAAAUUUAGAGUGCUUUGCACUGUUCAUUUAAGUAUAACCACAGUUUUAAGUUAAUGGCACAAAGUCACGGGUAUUCAAAGCAACACCUAUACGUUUUCGGGGAGACCGUUGUCCACCUAGUUUAUACUUUUUAGUAGAGAGAAUAUACUGAACAGAUUUAAUACCAGCUGGAGUCAUGCUGUCAUAGUUAAAUAUUACGGAUGCAGUAUUGACUGUGGGACCCAAUGUUUUUUUGAAUGACAACUGACAAAUUUCAUGGUGCUAUUUGCUUUAUUUGAAUAAAUGAUGUGGUGUAUUGCAAAUGUAUUGUCAUGUACAGUUUGAUAUUACCUCUAUGGAUUCUUUUUCUGUAGCUAUAGCUCAAUAAUUUAUACUGUAUUGUGUGUACUUUUGACAUACUUGAUACUUGUUCCUGUGUAACUUAGUUAUGUAUUGUACUUUAUUUUGUAUCAUGUUUGUUUGUUCUUUAGCUAUCUGACAAACAUUAGCAUCAUCUCUUGAGUUCUCAUUGUUUUAACAGUAUUCAACAGUAGUUGGUAAUGGUAGUUAAACAAAUAAACAUGAAAUUGUAAAACGA
This is a messenger RNA of Gadus morhua (Atlantic cod), 3715 nucleotides long. Its product is annotated as lysyl oxidase homolog 4. Gene Ontology annotation, cellular component: membrane. Gene Ontology annotation, biological process: peptidyl-lysine oxidation; collagen fibril organization. Gene Ontology annotation, molecular function: copper ion binding; protein-lysine 6-oxidase activity. The record is from RefSeq and is a predicted model, not a curated record. Bases 132 to 2741 code for a protein of 869 amino acids. Lineage: Eukaryota; Metazoa; Chordata; Actinopteri; Gadiformes; Gadidae. The transcript is spliced from 15 exons.